AUGUCAGACCUUGAUACAAAUAAAUUUGUGCCAGAACAUCGCCGGAGCAAUUUUAAGUCCAAAAAUAUAUUUGGGGCAGAUGAAUUAAGAAGAAGACGUGAAGAACAGCAAAUGGAAAUAAGAAGACAGAAGCGAGAAGAAUCAUUGGCGAAAAAGCGGAAUUUAAAUAUUAUACAAGGACCUGAAGCUACUGAAAGUGAUGACGAAGAUUCUGCUCUUCAUCUUGAGGAUCAGCUUAAUAAUGAAUUGCCUCAAAUGAUUGCUGGUGUUUUUUCAGAUAACAUUGAAGAACAAAUACCAGCAACAACUAAAUUUAGAAAGCUUUUAUCCAAGGAAAGAAAUCCUCCUAUUGAAAAAGUUAUAGAAUGUGGCGUUGUUAAACGUUUUGUGGAAUUUUUAAGAAGCCCACAUACUUUGGUUCAGUUUGAAGCUGCAUGGGCUCUUACUAAUAUUGCUAGCGGUAGUUCUAGUCAAACUCAAGUUGUUAUUGAAGCAGGCGCUGUUCCUAUUUUUGUAGAACUUUUAUCAAGUCCAGAAGCUGAUGUCAGAGAACAGGCUGUUUGGGCGUUGGGUAAUAUUGCAGGUGAUUCACCUGAAUGUAGGGAUUUUGUGCUCCGUGAAGGUGCUUUAAGACCUUUGCUUACUCUUUUAACUGAAUCCCGGAAACUUUCAAUGCUCCGUAAUGCUACAUGGACGCUUUCUAAUUUUUGUCGAGGAAAAAAUCCACAACCUGACUGGAAUACUAUUUCUUUAGCACUUCCCGUUCUAGCGAAAUUGAUAUUUUCCCUUGACGAUGAAAUUUUGAUUGAUUCUAGUUGGGCUAUAAGUUAUUUAAGUGACGGAUCCAAUGACAAAAUUCAGGCAAUCAUUGAUGUUGGAAUUCCUAGACGUUUAGUAGAAUUGCUUAUGCAUCCUUCGACUUCUGUUCAAACUCCUGCUUUAAGAUCAGUAGGAAAUAUCGUUACAGGGGAUGAUAUUCAGACUCAAGUUAUAAUUAAUUGUGGUGCACUUCAAGCGUUAUUAUCUUUACUUUCAUCACCAAAAGAUGGAAUUAAAAAAGAAGCAUGUUGGACAAUAUCAAACAUAACAGCUGGCAAUUGUACUCAAAUUCAAGCAGUAAUUGAUGCUAAUAUUAUCCCACCUCUCAUUAAUUUAUUGGCUAAUGCUGAUUUUAAAACUAAAAAAGAGGCAUGUUGGGCUUUAAGUAAUGCAACUUCUGGCGGAUUAUCUAAACCUGAUCAAAUAAGAUAUUUAGUUUCUCAAGGAUGCAUAAAACCUUUGUGUGACUUAUUAACAUGUUUGGAUAAUAAAAUUAUUCAAGUUGCUUUAGAUGGUCUUGAGAAUAUUUUAAAAAUUGGCGAACUAGAUAAAGAAAAUAAUGGAGGAUUAAAUCGUUUUGCAUUAUAUAUUGAAGAAGCUGGAGGAAUGGAAAAAAUUCACAAUCUUCAACAGAGCUCUAAUCAAGAAAUUUAUUUGAAAUCAUAUAACAUAAUUGAAAAAUAUUUCAAUGAUGACGAUGAUGAGAUUGAUACUGGAUUAGCUCCUCAAGUAGAAGGUCAUACGUUCAGCUUUGGAAACAUCAAUAGUACUCCAGGAUUUUCCACUGCACAACAAUUCAAUUUUUCUAAUAUAAAUACUAAUGGUGACACAACAAUGAAUUAG
This is a messenger RNA of Pneumocystis jirovecii RU7, 1662 nucleotides long. RefSeq lists its product as uncharacterized. Gene Ontology annotation, molecular function: nuclear import signal receptor activity; protein binding. Gene Ontology annotation, biological process: NLS-bearing protein import into nucleus. Lineage: Eukaryota; Fungi; Ascomycota; Pneumocystomycetes; Pneumocystales; Pneumocystaceae. The coding region runs from base 1 to 1662 and encodes 553 amino acids. The record is from RefSeq and is a predicted model, not a curated record. The transcript is spliced from 6 exons. Gene Ontology annotation, cellular component: cytoplasm; nucleus; nucleoplasm.